AGGUAAAAUCAAUCGGAAAACCCUAGCGCAUAAAAUUUUGAUAACGUUUUGUUCUCUCUUUCUUUUCGAGCGAGUCUGAAAGUUAUGACGACGGCGGCGAUGCAACAACCUAAGGUGCGAUGGGGAGAAUUGGAGGACGACGGCGGCGAAGAUCUGGAUUUUCUUCUGCCGCCGAAGCAGGUGAUCGGACCCAACGAAAGCGGGAUUAAGAAGGUGAUUGAGUACAAAUUCAACGACGAGGGCAACAAGGUGAAGAUUACCACCACCACGCGCAUCCGCAAACUGGCUAACGCUCGACUCAGCAAACGCGCCAUCGAGCGCCGCUCCUGGCCCAAGUUCGCCGACGCUGUGCACGAGGAUGUCGGCAGCCGCCUCACUAUGGUCUCCACGGAAGAGAUCAUCCUCGAACGCCCACGCGCCCCAGGUACUAAGCAAGACGAGGCCAAGGCUUCUGGAGAUUCUGUAUUCCAAGCAGGAGCCGUACUAAUGGUGUGCAGGUCGUGCGGGAAAAAGGGAGACCACUGGACUUCGAGGUGCCCUUACAAGGAUAUAACUCCGCCAACCGAUUCCUUCAUUGAGAAGCCAUCGGACACCAAUCCUUUAACAGACCCUUCUGCAAAGAAAGCUUAUGUACCUCCUGGUCAGAGGCCGGGUCAAAAAGAGAGCGGUGGUUCUGACAUGAGAAGAAGGAACGAAGAGAACUCUGUUAGGGUAACUAAUCUUUCGGAAGAUACCAGAGAGCCCGAUUUGCUCGAGCUUUUCCGACCGUUUGGGAACGUGAGCAGAGUUUAUGUUGCUAUCGAUCAGAAAACGGGGACCAGCAGAGGGUUCGGUUUCGUGAAUUUUGUGAGCAGGGAAGACGGUGAGAGGGCGAUUAACAAGCUUAAUGGUUAUGGUUAUGAUAAUCUUAUCCUUAGAGUUGAGUGGGCUGCUCCUAGGGCGAACUAAGUUUUGUGAGUUUGAGAUUUCGUUUCGUGGAUUUAUGUUUUCGUAUUUUGAAAGUUUUAUUGAUGUUUUUAAUGGAUUUAUUGCUUGAUUUAAUGAUGUUUUUUGUGAAAUUGUCAUUGAAUAGGCUCUCUGCGCAAAGGGCAUACUACUUUGUGACUUUGUUCUUUCAUAUGAUGGUUUUUUUGUUUAUGGAUUGAUAGUUCAUAGUUUGGUAUUUUGAAACUUGAAUUGAUGUUUUUAA
This is a messenger RNA of Erythranthe guttata (spotted monkey flower), 1189 nucleotides long. RefSeq lists its product as uncharacterized. Gene Ontology annotation, cellular component: eukaryotic translation initiation factor 3 complex; cytoplasm. Gene Ontology annotation, molecular function: translation initiation factor activity; RNA binding. NCBI's taxonomy places the organism in Eukaryota, Viridiplantae, Streptophyta, Magnoliopsida, Lamiales, Phrymaceae. The record is from RefSeq and is a predicted model, not a curated record.